GCACACUCUUGCUUUGAGCAGAUGCGGGCCUGGGGAUCAUUGGAGUCCCAACUCAGGGCGGUGGAGAGGAGUCUGUGACUGAUUAUUCACAGCUUCCGUCUCCACCUAUUGGCUCUGCAGAGCCUAUGCUGAGCUGGGGCUCAGUGACAGGAGGAGGCUCCGUGUCAAUAAAAAGAGGGGAUAGAAAGAGUAGGGCUGUAAUUCCAAAGGGGAACAAGCAGAGCUCUGCAGUCCUCGGUGCCGUCUGGGGGCUACAAAGCCAAAAGCUACAGCUGCAAAAAGGGAGCAGUUUCCUCCCACCCACCUUCACUGAUGACCAGAUUAACCUAAAGCUGAGGAAAGGAGACGGACAGAAUUUGCUGAGACUCUCAACUUUCCAAGAGCCUGCAGCUCCCAGAAUCAACUUUCCACCCAAACUCUGCCGCAGGCGGGGAGCUCUCCAGGGACUGGGAGGAACACACAGGAAGUGCCCACUGCGCAGAAUGGAGCGGCACGUUCUGGUGUUGGCUCUUUGCAUGGGUUUGGCUCAUUCGGCCUUUGCAGACUGUGCAGCCCAGUGCUCCGUGUGUGCCGUGCAGACCCAGGAUUUGGAGAAGCCCAUCAGUCCCCUGAUCUGUUCGCUGGAGUGUCACGGUUCCUUGCUGUCCAGCGCGGAGUGGGAGAGGUGCCAGACCAUUCUGGCUCUCCUCGCCCCACUGAUGGUGGAUGUGGGGGGCCAGGGCCUGUCCCCUCUGGAGGCUGAGGCCAAGGCAGAGCCAGAGGGGAGCCCCAUCCCCGGCGAGCUCCCCAGCGGCCUGGUCAAACGCUAUGGUGGCUUCAUGAAGAAACUGGACAAGAACAAGAUUUUCUCCCUCUUGCGUGAGAACGCCCACAGCAAAGGUGGCAUGGCUAAGAAGUACGGUGGCUUCUUCCGCAAGCCGGGGGAGAGGGCGGCCUCUGAGGUGGCGGAGGACUACCCGGAGCUGGAAGCCAAGGAGACAGGCGACCACAGGGAGGAGCCCGAGGAAGGAAACCUCAAGGAUGAGAUGAAGCGCUAUGGGGGCUUCCUUCGCAAGUACCCCAAGCGGAGCUCGGAGCUGGCCCCCGAGGGGGAGGGGCAGGGGCAGGAGCUGGAGGACCUGCACAAGCGCUACGGGGGCUUCAUGCGCAGGAUCCGCCCCAAGCUCAGAUGGGACAAUCAGAAGCGCUACGGGGGCUUCCUGCGGCGCCAGUUCAAGGUGACGACGCGGUCGGACGAGGACCCCAACGCCUACUCGGGGGAGGUCUUGGACCUAUAGAACCCCCCCCGCCAGCCGAGAUACUUCCAGUAGGGACUGCAUCGCUCCUCCCGACCCACAUCACCCUCCCGUGCUCAGCUGCGCAUCCCCGGCAUCACACGCCAAUCCGUCCUUUGAGUGAUACCCAGGUGCACCACCCUGCUGCCGCUUCCCUGAAGAGCCAGAUGUUUAGAAACCAGGCAGGGAUUGCAGCCGGCCACGUUUCUCCCCAGUUUCUGUCUCUCUCAGCUCUGGGACUUGGACCAGUACCAAAGCGAUUGGCCCAGCUAUGGGUUUAGUUCAGCUGUAUGGAAAGCAGGUUACUUUAAUUAAGUCUCAGACAACUGACUAUUGAUCCUCCUUGUGACCCGUAGCGAUGAGCCCAACUCAAGCUCCCACCCUCCAGUCGGAAUACCCCAAACACUGGGAAAGUUCAGCUCUGGAUCCAAACUUGGUGGCUGGCCCCUUUGGUCCUUCGUGGACCAAACCAGAGCUCCAGGUCCAAAGGCCUCCCAGCUUUGGGGGAGUUUGGCUCUAGCUCCAAAUUGGAACCAUACAGCUUUGCGGUGGAACCCCAUUUCCAAGGUCCCCAGCGCUGGCACCAGGUGCUGCUGGGCGUUUCAAAUAUAAAUAUUCUAAUGGAAACAGAGGCAUCUGCUACUUGCCUUCUAGUCUAUCCAUUCAGAUGCCUCUGCUCAGAACAUCCCGAUUGUUCUCUAAUUGCACAGUGUCUCCCAGAGGGACCUGUGUUUGUAUGGGAGGGCAUCUAGCCUGGAGAGCAAGGUGGGCUUGCCCUAUAGAACCCUGACUUGCUUCAUUAUAUUCCAGCUAAAUCACAGCUGUGACCCUUUAUAAUACACAUGAGAGAGGCACACUUCUAAUGAAGCGAUGAAAUCUCAAUAGUGUUGCACUUCUGAAGGCACCCGAGUCAACCGCUCGUUUGUCACCUGGGGAUUUAUGCGCACAGUCAUGAAGGGAGCAGAGUGAAUGUAGGUAUUGUGCUGCCAGAUUUGCUGGCACAGUCCGAUUCUUUGUGCCUUGGAGUGAUUGUGUGCACAGAAUUGCAGGUGCAAAUAAGUUGGAGCACAAACUGACAGUAGCUGGCCCCAUUCUAUCCCUGCCCACAGGGGAUCGCUCUCACACACAAUGACAGAAAUCAAGUAGGAGCCAUUUCUGAAAGUUUGGCUCAUCAUGUAGUUCUCAUUGCAACCAUCCGUGUUCUCCCCCAUCCCCCAGCGAAUGCU
This is a messenger RNA of Chelonia mydas (Green sea turtle), 2500 nucleotides long. RefSeq names its product prodynorphin (gene PDYN). Gene Ontology annotation, biological process: chemical synaptic transmission; neuropeptide signaling pathway; sensory perception. Gene Ontology annotation, cellular component: plasma membrane; axon terminus; dendrite. Gene Ontology annotation, molecular function: opioid receptor binding. The record is from RefSeq and is a predicted model, not a curated record. Lineage: Eukaryota; Metazoa; Chordata; Testudines; Cheloniidae.